This is a messenger RNA of Phytophthora nicotianae INRA-310, 507 nucleotides long. RefSeq lists its product as hypothetical. Lineage: Eukaryota; Oomycota; Peronosporomycetes; Peronosporales; Peronosporaceae. The record is from RefSeq and is a predicted model, not a curated record. The transcript is spliced from 2 exons. Bases 1 to 507 code for a protein of 168 amino acids.
AUGAAGAACAUGAAGCAGAAAUGGACUUCAGCUCGGGCAGAGGAAAGACAAACAGGCAAUGGAGGCCCUGUCCGUCGUCCUAACCAUUUUUGCAUCAUGAAAGACUACUGGGGCGAUGCGACGGGCAUGAACAACAGACCUCAUCUCAGCACCGAAGACACGGACACUAUUGCAGCUGCACGAGAAGCCAGCGGAGCGACAUCACUGCCCUCAUCCCCCGAUUCCCGUUCAAGACGUACCGUUGCCAAAGGAUUUAGUGAGAGGAUGGAAGCACUUGCAAAAGGACUAGCCCAAGUGCGAGACGAUUGUGGUGAAGGGCUUACUGCAGCUGUGGGAAAACAGACAAACGCACUACAGGAGCAGGGUGAUCGCGCUAAUGCCCAAUCCGAUCAACUUGUAUUUCAAAUGCAAACUCUGAAUGAACAGCUUAGAGUGCAAAACGAAUACAUUCGAGAGCUGCUGCAGUUUAUUCGUCACGAGUACCAAGCAACCGACAGUAACUGCUAG